CUCCAGCUGGGCCUGCAGCCCACUAACCAACGUUUAGGAGCCAGCAUUAGACUCCCAGCAGGGCUCUGCGUUGUAUGUAUGGUUUCAUAAAAAGAAUAACUAAGGCAGUGCAUAGAUUGAUCCCCACUGUAGGUGCACGAGCGGGAGCCCUCGGGUGUCGGGCUGUGGACAGGCGUGGCAGGGGGCUGGUCCAGGCGCACCGAGCGAUGAACAACAUCAGGAUCUUUUGACUUGGUGUCAGCGGAGGCCCCGAAACAGUGUGACAAAGGAAGCCCGGUGACCGGUACGUUGUAGUUAAUACAUCUGCGUCUUCUGAGGACGGAUGUGGGUGUGGCGCACCCCCACAGAAGACACGGUCCUGGGGAUGAUGCACUGAGUUUUCCAAACCCACCCCUGGUUGAAAGACAGCAACUGCAAAACAGUAAAAGAUGAGCAAGUCGCCCACCCCCAAAGGCACCCCGGUGCAGCGCAGCCCUAGUGAUGGGGUCCCUGAGGGCCUCCUGUCUCCUCAGCAUUCCACACCCAGCUCCGGACCCCAGCAUAAGAAACGCAUCUCCAGCCUCCUUCAGAGUCCGUCAUUCAGGGAGGAGCUGGAUGUGUUGAUCCAGGAACAGAUGAAGAAGGGGGGCAGCUCAUCCAACCUGUGGGCGCUGAGACAGCUAGCUGAUUUCAUGGCCUCGCAUGGCGCCCCCGCCGCCCUGCCUGUCACCCCCUCUAACAUGAUGAUGGUAACUCCCAUCAAUGACCUGCAGGGCUGGGAGCCUGGCAGCAUGGUGAAGGGGGAGAGGUUGAUGCGCUGCAAGCUGGCUAGCGCCCAUCGGCUGUUUGACCUGUACGGCUGGGCCCAGAUCAGCCGCAGCUGUCUCACUCUGCGUGUCAGUAAAGAACAGGAACACUUCUUGGUGCUUUCAGACGGCCUGGCCUACAGUGAGGUGACUGGAUCCAGUCUGGUAAAGGUGAACAUCCUGGGUGAGGUGGUGGAGAAAGGCAGCACCAACCUGGGCGUGGACCCAGAGAAGUUCAGCCUGCACUCGGCCAUCUACUCCGCCCGGCCAGAUGUUCGCUGUCUGCUUCACCUCCACACUCCGGCCACGGCUGCGGUUUCAGCAAUGAAGUGCGGCCUCCUGCCUCUGUCCCAUGAGGCCCUGCUGGUCGGUGACGUGGCUUAUUACGACUACAACGGAGUCAUGGAGGAGGAGGAGGACAGAGUGGAGCUGCAGAAGAGCCUGGGCCCAACCUGUAAGGUUCUAGUGCUGAGGAAUCACGGCAUCAUGGCUCUGGGGGAGUCUGUGGAGGAGGCCUUUUACACUAUCUACCACAUCCAGGCUGCCUGCCAGAUCCAGGUCUCAGCUUUGUGCUGUGCCGGUGGUGAACAGAACCUGACUCUUCUGGACCGGACCAUCCAUAAACCCAUUGUAGCCGGCACUGUCGGCUGGGCUGGCUCCACCUUUGGACCCCUGCAUAAGAGCCGCGUCGGGGAGCACGAGUUUGAAGCCCUCAUGAGAACCAUGGAUAACUUGGGCUACCGUACAGGCUACGCCUACCGGUUCCCCGUGCUGCUGGAGCGUUCGCGGAUACGGAGGGAGGUGGAGGUGCCUGCGACUGCCACGGCUUUCCACCAGUUUGAUGACGACGGAGUGCACCCGGCUCUGAGGCAGCACCCUUUUGCUCAGCGCCAGCAGCAGGAGAGGACUCGGUGGCUCAACACCCCCAACACCUACCAAAAAGUCAACCAGGAGCAAGCCAGCCCGGGUCAGCGCACCACUUGGUUGAAGGCAGAAGAGGUGACACAAGCUGGCAGCACAGCCAUCAAGAUAGAGACCACCAACCAGUUUGUGCCUCUUUUCACCAACCCUCAAGAGGUGAUUGAGACACGAAACAAGAUCCGACAGCAGAAUCGUCAGGACAUGAAGACCGCAGGACCACAGUCUCAAGUCCUCGCCAGUGUAAUAACAGUCGACAGUCCUCCGUCUCCAGUCAGCCCACCUGAAGUCCCACCAGGGCCAGAACCUCCCAACCCCUUCAAUCAGCUGACAGACCAGGAGCUGGAUGAAUACCGCAAAGAGGUGCAAAGGAAACAGGAUGGAGGGACCAACGAAGGGGAGGAGGUGGAGAAUGACAAGGUGUCUCUCCCCGCUAACUCCCCCACAAAGGGCCCCCCUCCCAGCCCCCCUCCUGUGUCAGGGCACACUUCUGAAGAGGCAAAGACGGACCCUCCAGCCAUACAGAACGGCAGCGAGGAGGAGAAGCAGACGACAGAGGAGCUGGAGAAAGGGAUGAAGGCUCUUUCAACCAACGACACCACCUCCACACCUGCUGCUCCUCUGCCCCCUAAACCUCAAGGCGGCACCCCGGAGGGCUCACCCUCCAAGUCCCCGUCCAAGAAGAAAAAGAAGUUCAAGCCGCCGUCGUUCCUAAAAAAGAGCAAGAAGCAGAAGGAGAAAGCCGAGACCUGAGGCGUUCGUGCACACCUGGCCAACACCUGAAAGAUUUCGUGGUGAAUGCCGGAGUAAGCAGAUGAGUCAACCACACCAGAUCUGUUCAAUCACAGUCAGUUAACAUGUCACUCACAGACACGCUGUACGAAAUUUCCUGCUACACUGGUACUCACUGAUCUGAUCUAAGAGGUGAUUCAUCUUCAGCACGUUAAAACACACUGAUUAUUUCACAUGCUAUUACCCAGGUCGGAUACAACCCAAUAUUUUGACGCGCACACACACACACACACAAACACACACACACACACACACACACACACACACACACACACACACACAGAGUUCCUGCAUUACUCAUGUCUUAUUUCCACCUGUUGUGCUAUGAAACAAUUCAUUAACUUCACUCUAUAGGCAUUCAAACACUUUCCUUUCUAAAACUGGGAUUGCUAGUGUGGUCGUGUGCACUUGUCGCUCCGAAUUUGUUUCAUACCAUUUUUUUUAAAUCCACAACUUUGCAAGACACAGUGGAAAUUGAAGUCUCCUUGAGUUAUGCACCUCUUAUAUAUGUAUAGGCACUUGACAUAUGUAUAUGGACAUUCUAGUAUGUUGCAUUUAUUCAUCAUCAUAGGCAUUCUAGUCUUCUAGUCAUGGUUUAGUUCUAAUUCUCAGAUAGAUGUUGCAGGUGUACUGUGUGCAGUACAUGUAGAAAUAUACUGAUAGCUACUGAUUGUGCUCUUCUGAAUGCUGGUUUUGUGUAAAACUAUCAACCUAUUGACGUUAUUGCAGCAGGAAAGAACAAAGAAAAAAAGAAAGCCAGGAAAUAUGCUGACUCGCAACAAAACACAAGUCGCUAUAAAUGCCUCUGCUACCCCAAAACAGGAUAUAGCAUUAAAUCAAUUUUUGCUUGUCAACGCAGUUUGAAACCCAGUAACAGAAGAUACUGAAGGUACUCAACAUUCCACUUUCCCGCCAUUUUCUUUUAAAUGUAUGUAUGUGUGAAAAUUCCUCUUAAGAGUUGUGAUUACGUUCUGUCUUAACCAGUAGCUGUUAUCAAAAUGCUGAUGUGUGAUGUUUGCUCAUGGUUUUAAUUUAUUUUAUAUUACAAUGUAUAAGUGAGUGUUGCAAGGUUACCAUGUAUCAGUCAUUAAAGAUCAAGUUUGAUUUAAAACCAACAG
Molecule: messenger RNA, 3613 nt
Organism: Etheostoma cragini (Arkansas darter)
Lineage: Eukaryota; Metazoa; Chordata; Actinopteri; Perciformes; Percidae
Gene: add2
Product: adducin 2 (beta)
Exons: 16
Coding region: 429-2456 (675 amino acids)
Biological process (GO): barbed-end actin filament capping
Cellular component (GO): postsynaptic density; cytoskeleton; plasma membrane
Molecular function (GO): actin filament binding
Source: RefSeq, a predicted model, not a curated record